UCGCUGUCCAACUCACGGUUUUCAUUCUCGAGCGACUCGUCGUCGAUCACUAGCCAAGAGGACGAAUACCAUCUUGGCAAGCACCACCCCCACCAUCAUCAUCACCACCACCACCACCACCCUCGAACACAUCAUCAUCACCAUCCUUCUCCUCACAACCCUCACGCUCAGCGACAUUUUGUGCAUCGUAUGUCCGAUCUUCCCAUCGUCAAUUCAGCUUUGCGUGCCUAUGAAAAUACAAAACAAUCUAACGGUGUAGUCAAAUAUGGCGUAGAAAUGGUCGAGUCGUUUGCGGCACCCAUCUAUGAUAAGUUGGGUCGUCGUUCGUCGGAGUCGUCCGAGGUGGAUGGUAGAUAUUCAGAUCAAGAAGACGAGGCUGCGCUGGCAGCGGCCAGUGCCCUUGCGCGCGCUUCUUUGAACGAGAGCUACGAGCCUCUUCGUGAAGGCAUUAGAAGACGUCGUGCUGAUGAUGCACGUGACGACACAUUGCCUGGUAAGAAAUCUCGAUCUCGCUCCACCUCACGCUCCACCUCACCACACCGGCCAUAUACCGUAACACCCAAAUCACCCACUGUGCGCCAUGCAGCGCAACCCAUCCCACGAAGCCGCUGGCAGCAGAUCGUGAUGCACGCAGGCUCAGCUGCUGGAACAACGGCUGCUGUGAUCAGUGAAGAAAGCAUGAAGUGUCUGCGUUACUGUCUAUCGUGGCUGCAGUAUGCCACUCGACACAUUGAGCAACAGAUGGACAUUGUACGCAACUUUUUAGUGUCAUUAGCAGCUGGAUCAGCUGCACAGAAAGGCAAAUCCCGAGCCGUCGCAACCCCAUCCACAUCGACGCUCUCCGCCGUCAAAAGAGAAAUUGUCGACACCUUGCGCAAGGUCGUCGACGUAGUCAGCAAGUAUGCUGGUUCGGGCCUUCCCGAACAGGCCAAAAACGCAGUGCGUGUCUACAUCUUGGAACUGCCCAAACGCUGGACGAAUUUAAACACUUCUACCACAGCUUCCCCUGCAGCAUCCCCAGCGCUUGGUCCACAUGCUGCGCCCGCACAUGUGCAUGAGACGUCGAUUAAGCUGCUUUCCUUUGGUGACGAGUCCAUUGAAAUGCUCAACUCGGUUUCCUCUGUCUUUUCCGAUACCAUCGACCGUGCUGAACUGUGGCUUCAGCGUUUACGUGUGGUGGGCGUUGCAGGCUCGCAGUCCUCGCGCCGUCAUCAGCAGCAAAAACAUUCACAGCCACAGCCACAACAACAGCAGGAUCAGGCAAUGGAAAUGGCAGAGACAAAGGAGCGUUCCAAACAAAUGGCCACAGCAGAUGAUAUGGAUACGAGUUAAAGUUCUCUUCUCCUUCUUUACAUCUCUUGUAUCCCCCGCGUAACCCCCUUUUCCACCACAACGUUCAUCGCAUAUAAUUCAUUCCAUCCAUAUAGUUUGAUACCUUUUCUUUUUCUUUCUUUCUCUCAUGACUCAUGUACAGUGUUAAAAAAAAUAACUUGCCAUUCGCAGAAUGAAAUGAUAUGUUUCCAAACACUUUUGUUGAGCAUCAGGCUGCAGAGUAACCAUAGUAAUUGAUUAAAAGUAAUUUGGCAGAGCGUCUCCAGUGCGCAUGCGCACUAAUAAGAGCCAACGCAUGUCGA
Molecule: messenger RNA, 1634 nt
Organism: Zychaea mexicana
Lineage: Eukaryota; Fungi; Mucoromycota; Mucoromycetes; Mucorales; Lichtheimiaceae
Product: transcription factor Opi1-domain-containing protein
Exons: 4
Coding region: 190-1332 (380 amino acids)
Biological process (GO): endoplasmic reticulum unfolded protein response; phospholipid biosynthetic process; regulation of transcription by RNA polymerase II
Cellular component (GO): nucleus; endoplasmic reticulum
Molecular function (GO): transcription corepressor activity
Source: RefSeq, a predicted model, not a curated record